AUGACCUCUAGACAUUUUUCAUAUAAAAACACAAUAAUAUCGAUAUUACACCAGAUAUGGAUUUGUAAUCAACUCUACAGUGAUGACAAAAUUCAAUACUCAAUAUUAGACUCGAUUUUAUUCUCAAAAAAUGGUAUAAAUCUGAAUCCUGGGGCCACAUAA
Dictyostelium discoideum AX4 is the source of this 162-nucleotide messenger RNA. RefSeq lists its product as hypothetical. The transcript has a single exon. Bases 1 to 162 code for a protein of 53 amino acids. The record is from RefSeq and is a predicted model, not a curated record. Lineage: Eukaryota; Evosea; Eumycetozoa; Dictyosteliales; Dictyosteliaceae.